Oncorhynchus nerka (sockeye salmon) is the source of this 6192-nucleotide messenger RNA. Its product is annotated as protein unc-13 homolog B-like. NCBI's taxonomy places the organism in Eukaryota, Metazoa, Chordata, Actinopteri, Salmoniformes, Salmonidae. The record is from RefSeq and is a predicted model, not a curated record. The transcript is spliced from 33 exons. Bases 1 to 6192 code for a protein of 2063 amino acids. Gene Ontology annotation, cellular component: presynaptic active zone cytoplasmic component; presynaptic membrane; neuromuscular junction. Gene Ontology annotation, molecular function: syntaxin-1 binding; phospholipid binding; calmodulin binding. Gene Ontology annotation, biological process: synaptic transmission, glutamatergic; neuromuscular junction development; presynaptic dense core vesicle exocytosis.
AUGUUCUCCAAGAACCGCUUCAAUGGACAACACGGAACACCCGUUGCACCCAAAGGCGACACCAAGGAACGGGUUCGCAAAAAGAGGGCCCCCAACCCCAGGGUAGCGCUUGUCAUUCGGGAGAAGAUCCACCGCCUGCUCCAAGGAUCCGGCCAGGAACUACCCGCCCCAGACCUUUACUAUGCUGGGAUCGAGGAGGAGGGGGGAGGAGAGGGACAGGAGAAGAGAAAGGAGGCCACAAAUAUUUUUGUAAGGUGUGGGCCCAGAGAGGAAGUUUGCUCCUCGAGGAUCCCCACCUGUAAGGCACAUGGAGGGGUGUCUGGGGCUUCCUGCAUUGGGGAGGUGGAGCUGAACAGAGAGGGCUGUGUCAGGAUCCCUUGCACUCUGCAGCACAACAGCAGAAGCCAAUCUCCAGGGAAGCAGAAAUUGAGUAUCCCAGACGGGAUUAGGACUGUCCCGGAAAAGAGACGAACACCCAAACACCAGAAAUGGAUAAUCCCGGCAGGUAUCCGGACCAUUCCAGAACAGAGAAGAGAAGCCCUACAUCAGAACCGGAUUAGCCCAAACAGGAACAGCUCAACGUUUGCCUCGGAGGCAGGGGCAGCAGGAGGGAAGGCUGACUUCGGUCGGACCCGUGCAGAUCAAAAGAGACCUGUUUCUAUGGGUGACUAUGUGGAUUACAACUUCAACAGAACACGGCACGAUACUCUGCUGGAGGUGGACGAGGAAGAAGAAGACGAGGAGGAGGAGGAAGAGGAGGAAGAGGAGGAAGAGGAGUCUAGUGCCAUCAUCGAGCACAUUCUCAAAGAGCUGAGAGGGAUCAACAAAAUCCAGGAGGAGAUCUCGGACCUGCGAGAUUACCUUUCAUCCGUGCGUGGCUCUGUAGAGGAGGUGUCUUCCUGUGUGGAUGCUGUGCUCCUGGAGAUAGAGGGCAUUCGCUCAGGAAACAAGGCUAGUGGCAGUCCAGGAGAUGGGGCUUGGUCUGGGGCAGCAGGAGGCAGUGACGGAUCCUCCUUCAUCCCUCACCAGAGGCCUGUCAGCGCCUAUGGCAGUUUAGGCAGGCAGAUGGUGCCUUCAGAUUCCAAUGUCUGCCGACCGUCCGUCUUCAGCCAACGCCACAGCAUCCACGGGAUGCCAGUGGAGUUCCACUUGCCAACAUUAGAAGAGAAGUCUACCACAGUCUCGCCAGGCACCGAAUUAGUGGAGCCUGUUGGCCAGCAGCAGGAGGAUGAUGAGCUUCCAUCCCAGAGCCCACCAUGCACUUCCAGUCGCGAGGAGUGGCGCUGCCAUAGACGGAGGCUGCAACAACAUCAUGGGACUCAAGUUCCUAGAGACAUCCACUCAGAGUACCCCAGCCUGGGAUACAAGGGUGCUGCUGAUUGCUUAUUUCCCCAGAGCUCUGGUUACCACUCAGUGGAAGGACAUACAGAAGGAGUGGAGAGCUAUGGCUACACAGCUCCCCCCACAGAUCUCAGCUACACAACUGACUGCCAAGUAGAUAGUUACCUGGAGAACUAUUCUGGCCAUGAGCACGACAUGACUGACGAGUUUACAGAGGUGACCUGUACCUGGGGCUCACUACAGGUCACCUGUACUACUGUGGCUGAAACAGACAUGCCAUUGGUCAGUACAGAUGAAGGAGUUAUGCUAGGGCACCUCCCGCGCCCUAACAGCGCAGAGAUCCAAAACGUUGGUUUUAACGUGAAGCGGAUCGGGCGAGCCGUGCUGGACUUCAGCUCCGCCCUGCGGGAGGCACUACGCAAGUUGGAAGGACCCGGAACCGACAAGAGUCCUGGAGAUGAGACUGAGCCCACAAGCUUUUUGGUGGAGUCUCAAACAAACCUACCCCAUGCAGAUAUGUCCCAAACGUCAAAAGAGGAUGGGUUGGACCCAGGGGCCUUGGACGACACAGAGAGACUAACCCAGACCUGUGUCCUCUCCUAUGCCCCCUCAGACCCCUGCUCAGGUGAAACUAUGCCAGAGGAGGUCAGCGACGGCCACCAACAGGCUCAGGAUGACCCUUACGGACCUUCUCUCCUUCCUUACUCCGGACAGGACGUUUCCCAAACAGGCCUAGACUUUGCUUCACUUGGCCCAGAGCCUAUGGUCUCCCCACCCAAUGCAGAGGCAGAAGAAAAAGGAGCCUCUCCUCUGCCUCAGGGCCCAACACACACCCCCACUCGGAACAUCUCUCUAUCGCAAUGCACCACUGUAGAGUCCCUCUCACUCUCCUUCUCGGCUGAGGAGCAGGGAGACGAACCCCCAUCCCUGUCGCUGCCACAGCCCGACACAGAAGACCCAGAAGUCCCAGAUACGCCUGCAGCCCCAGAAGGCGAGGCAGCAAGAGAUGCAGCUGGAAAGGCAGAGAGAGCAGAGGAGCACACCCUGGAGAUGAGCCAGAGGGAGGUGCGGAGGCUGAAGUGCCUGAGGACCUUCCAGCAGAUCCUUCGGGAGAAGAGGGAGUCACGGCGCCAGCUCACCAGCAUGACCAUGUCCACCUUCAAGGAGGACAACCUCAUUCCAGGUAGCUAUCACCUACCAUCCGUCGGCCGAGACAGAGAUGGAGAGCCUAGCAAGCACCCGUGGGCCAAGCCUGCUGGUGCCACGCCCUUUGGGAUCGACAGUAUGCCUGACCUCCGCAAAAAACAGCCUAUCCCCCUGGUCAGCGAGCUGUCCCUGUUGCAGGCCAGGAAGGCAGGGCUCUCUGUGGCUACAAAUACAUCCAUCAAGGACCAUGAGCUGAAGAGCCACGUUUAUAAGAAAACCCUGCAGGCUCUGAUCUACCCCAUCUCCUGCACCACGCCCCAUGCCUUCCAGGUGUGGACUGCCUCCACACCCACCUACUGCUAUGAGUGUGAGGGGCUGCUGUGGGGGAUCGCCCGCCAGGGCAUGAGGUGUGCUGAGUGUGGGGUCAAAGUUCACGAGAAGUGCCAGGAGCUGCUCAACGCUGACUGUCUGCAGAGGGCGGCUGAGAAGAGCUCUAAGACAGGAGCAGAGGACCGGACCCAGCACAUCAUCACAGCCAUGAAGGACAGGAUGAAGAUCAGGGAGAGGAACAAGCCGGAGAUCUUUGAGGAGAUCAGGGCUGUGUUCGCCGUCACUAAGCUGCUCCAUGCGCAGCAGAUGAAGACUAUAAAACAGAACGUGUUAGACGGAACCUCCAAGUGGUCUGCCAAGAUCACCAUCACCGUUGUCAGUGCUCAGGGUCUCCAGGCUAAAGACAGGACUGGCUCCAGUGACCCCUACGUGACCAUUCAGGUGGGGAAGACUAAGAAGAGAACCAAGACCAUCUACGGAAACCUCAACCCUGUCUGGGAGGAGACGUUCAACUUUGAGUGCCACAACACGUCGGACCGUAUCAAGCUGCGUGUUUGGGACGAGGAUGAUGACAUCAAGUCCAGGGUGAAACAGCGUCUCAAGAGAGAGUCUGAUGACUUCCUGGGUCAGAGCAUCAUCGAGGUCAGAACACUCAGCGGAGAGAUGGACGUCUGGUACAACCUGGAAAAGAGGACUGAUAAGUCAGCAGUGUCUGGGGCCAUCAGGUUACAGAUCAGUGUGGAGAUUGAAGGGGAGGAGAAAGUAGCAUCCUACCACGCUCAGUACACCAGCCUGCAUGAGAACAUGUUCCAUUACUCUACUGACGUUGUGGGUCAGGGGGUAGUGAAGAUGCCUGUUGCCUUUGGAGAUGAUGCAUGGAAGGUCUACUUUGACGAGGUGCAUCAGAAUAUCGUGGACGAGUUCGCCUUGCGCUAUGGCAUCGAGUCCAUCUACCAGGCCAUGACUCACUUUGCCUGUCUGUCCUCUAAGUACAUGUUGUCUGGUAUUCCUGCUGUGAUGAGUACUCUGUUGGCCAAUAUCAACGCCUUCUACGCCCAUCCUACGACCAUCACCAACGUCUCCGCAUGUGACCGCUUCAACGCCUCCAACUUCGGGAAAGAUCGUUUUGUUAAGCUUCUUGAUCAGCUACACAACUCUCUUCGUAUUGACCUCUCCACAUACAGAAAUAACUUCCCAGCCAGUAGUAAGCCUCGUCUGCAGGACCUGACGUCUACUGUGGAUCUGCUGACUAGCAUCACCUUCUUCAGAAUGAAGGUGUUGGAACUUCAGAACCCCCCCAGGGCAGCCCAUGUGGUGAGAGACUGCGUGAAGGCCUGUGGUAACUCCACCUACGAGUACAUAUUUAACAACUGUAUAGACCUCUACAUGAGACAGUUCCAGCCCGCCCUAGAGAAGGAGGAGGAAGUGAAGAAGGAGCCAGAAGAGACAGGGCCUACUAUCCACAACCUGGACUUCUGGCCAAAACUCAUCACCCUCAUCGUCUCCAUCAUAGAAGAAGAUAAUCACUCCUACACACCCAUCAUUAACCAGUUUCCUCAGGAGCUCAACGUGGGCAAGGUCAGUGGUGAGGUCAUGUGGACGCUGUUCGCUCAGGACAUGAAGUAUGCCCUAGAAGAGCAUGAGAAGCACCGUCUGUGUAAGAGUGCUGACUACAUGAAUCUUCACUUCAGUGUCAAGUGGCUUUACAAUGAGUAUGUGACCGACCUGCCUUCCUUCCAAGACACUGUACCAGAGUACUCUGCGUGGUUUUUGCCAUUUGUCCUUCAGUGGCUGGGUGAGAACGAGGAUGUGUCCGUGGAGUUCAUGCAUGGAGCUCUAGAGAGGGACAAGAGGGAAGGGUUCCAGCAGACGUCGGAGCAUGCUCUGUUCUCCAGUUCAGUAGUGGACAUCUUCACCCAGCUAAACCAGAGCUUUGAGAUCAUCAGGAAACUAGACUGUCCAGACCUCAAGGUCCAGGGCCACUACAACAGACGCUUCGCCAAGACCAUCACCAAGGUGCUGAUGCAGUACUGUGCUAUCCUGUCCAAGGAGUUCCCCUCCUACUGCCAGAAGGAGAAGAUACCCUGUGUGUUGAUGAAUAACAUACAACAGAUGCGGGUCUUGUUGGAGAAGAUGUUUGAGUGCAUGGGGGCUAAACAGCUGGACUCCGAGACAGCGGACAUCUUGAAUGACCUGCAGGUCAAACUGACCACUGUCCUGGACAACCUGAGCUCCAUGUUUGGCAAGAGCUUCCAGGCCCGUCUGACUGCCUGCAUGCAUCAGAUGGCUGAGAUCGUGUACCAGAUCGCGGGUCAUCCUAACCGCCAGACGGCCGAGGCCGACGCUGACAACAUGCUGAGGCCUCUCAUGGACUUCCUGGAUGUAAAUCUGAGUCUGUUUGCUGACACCUGUGAGAAGACGGUUCUGAAGAGAAUACUGAAGGAUCUGUGGAAGAUCGUCCUCAGCAGCUUGGAGAAGACCAUCAUCUUACCUCAGAGCGACAAUGGUUUCGGAGCUCAGAUUCUGACCGUGGCCAAGGGGCUGUCUAACCUGAAGGAUAUCCUUAGGGGCGAGGCCAAAAGCCUUACACCCAAACAGUGUGUCAUAAUGGAGGUGGCGCUGGAAACUAUUAAGCAAUACUUCCACGCGGGGGGUAACGGUCUGAAGAAGACCUAUGUGGAGAAGAGUCCUGAGCUGUCUAAGCUGAAAUACACUCUGUCCCUCUACUCUCAGAGCACUGAUGCACUGAUUAAGACCUUCGUCACCACACAGCACACACAGGUUCAUAAUGAGAUGGGCAUCAGGAUUACUCCAAGUGAGAAGGUUUGGCCUGAAAGAGGUUCAGGAGCGGAGAAGUCUAUUGGUGAAGCCCAGAUCCAGAUAGACAUGGUGCCUCCAGGCAAAGACAAGAUCCACAAGGUCAACAUCAGAGUGAUAGCAGUGAAUGAUAUGAAGUGGCAGACAUCAGGGAUGUUCCGUCCCUUUGUGGAGGUCAAUAUGAUUGGUCCACUCCUCACUGCCCAGAAGAGGAAGUUCACCACCAAGUCAAAGAACAACAGCUGGACAGCCAAGUACAACGAGACCUUCCAAUUUAUCCUGGGUAAGGAGUCUCCAGACUGCUAUGAGCUGCAGGUGACGGUGAAGGACUACUGUUUUGGCCGGGCCAACCGUGUCGUGGGCGUGGCCGUGGUCCAGCUGAGGGAUGUAGCUGACAGGAAGUCAUGCGUGUGCUGGUGCCCACUGGGUAGAACCAUCCAGAAGGACGAGACGGGCGUGACGGUGAUGCGUAUCCUGUCUCAGCGGGCGGCCGACGAGGUGGCCAAGGACUUUGUCAAACUGAAGGAUGAGACACGCCCUGUAGAGGAGGGGAGAUGA